Ixodes scapularis (black-legged tick) is the source of this 742-nucleotide messenger RNA. RefSeq names its product BEN domain-containing protein 5-like. Gene Ontology annotation, molecular function: DNA binding. The transcript has 4 exons. NCBI's taxonomy places the organism in Eukaryota, Metazoa, Arthropoda, Arachnida, Ixodida, Ixodidae. Gene Ontology annotation, biological process: negative regulation of DNA-templated transcription. Bases 172 to 702 code for a protein of 176 amino acids. The record is from RefSeq and is a predicted model, not a curated record.
CCACUUUUCCCAGAGGCUCGGAGUGCCAAGCAUGCCAGGUACGAAAGCCACAGUGAUACAGACAGUGGGGAUGAUGGUGCUGUUGUUCCCAAAAAGUUGUACGACGAUCUCCAUCAGAAGUAUCUUGCCCUAAAAAAAACUACAAGGGAACUUAAGGAAGACGUUGAAAAGAUGCGGACAAGAGAGGCCAAAAACACAGACAUUCUGGAUGUGAUUCUUGAGGGUGUAAACAGCAUCAAAUCAAAGCUCGAGAGCACUGGAGCAGGAUGCUCAAUAAAUGCAAACACCAAGCAUGAUAUCGUGAAGAAGGCUAAACUCAGAACUGACGGAAGAACGGUCUGUGUAAAUGACAGUGUUACCCUUAGUUUGGACCAAUGGGUCGCCUGUCAGCGACAAAAAAAAGAGUCCAAGUUUGUGAGGAGUCUGGCUACUGCCAUAUGGGGACGCAAUAUUUUGAAAAAUCGAUCUACGAGUGGCAAGGUGUCUAACCGUUUGAUAAAUGAUGGAGGUGCUGCGAAGCCACCACUGACUCCAACAAAACUUAAUGUGCUAGAAGCAUGCUAUGAGGACUGGCUACGUGAACAUGGCGCCAGUGGCGAUGUGUUGGCUGAGCGGAUGGCAGCAAUGACCACACACAUAAACAGCGCCGUACGUGACCUGGGCCGUGACGUGCGGCAUGCGCUAGGUACUGACCAAGAAUAACGGACCAAGUGUCUCUGGAACUAUGCUUGUCAAUGACGAC